Messenger RNA from Lachancea meyersii CBS 8951, 3621 nucleotides. The record is from the annotation of a GenBank genome assembly. NCBI's taxonomy places the organism in Eukaryota, Fungi, Ascomycota, Saccharomycetes, Saccharomycetales, Saccharomycetaceae.
AUGAGUUCCCCAGUGGCGAGCCCACUUGUCAAGGACUCGAAACUUCUUUUCAAGAAGGACAAGCUUUUCAGGCCGUAUGUGCUUCCUUUCAUCCCGCUUUACGCCACUUUUGCUCACCUCUACUUCAAACAGUACGAAGUUUACAUCAGAGGAGGCGAAUGGACGUUCGUAUACCUGGGAGGCCUGGUGUCGCUCAACAUCCUGGUAAUGCUGUUGCCUCAAUGGAACGUCAACAUUGCGAGUCGUUUCGACUACACUGACGCGUCCAGCUUCGAGCAAGCAACCCACCUUCUGAUCCACACCUCACCCAACAACGGCGCGGACGACAUCGUUGAGAUCAAGCGUCUCGAGGAAGCCGGCCAUUUGCAAGUCUUUUUCCAGUUCCAGAAAAAAAGGUUUUUGCUUGAUACCAAAACUGGCUCUUUCACCACUCCUAAGUUUGUUGUGGACGAGUCACCCAAGCUUGAAGUUUUCCAAAAUUCUAAGGGUUUGUCUGGCGAUUUGGUCCAUGCCAGAAGACUCUAUGGCGAGAACUCAUUUGACAUCCCCGUACCUUCUUUUAGUGAGCUCUUCAAGGAGCACGCUGUGGCUCCGUUCUUUGUUUUCCAGAUUUUCUGCGUCUGCCUGUGGUUGUUGGACGAAUUGUGGUACUACUCGCUUUUCAACUUGUUCAUGAUCGUCGCUAUGGAGGCGGCUAGCGUGUUCCAAAGAUUGUCGACAUUGAGAGAAUUCAGAACAAUGGCUGUGAAACCAUACGCAAUCAAUGUGUUCCGCGAUAACAAAUGGCAGGAACUAUCGACUACCGAGCUUCUACCUAUGGAUUUGGUAUCCGUUACAAGAACGGCGGAAGACAGCGCACUACCAUGCGAUCUCAUUCUUCUAGAAGGUUCAUGUAUCGUAAACGAAGCCAUGCUCUCUGGUGAAUCGACUCCUUUGCUUAAGGAAUCGAUCAAAUUGCGUCCACACGAUGAAGAGCUGCAACUCGAAGGCCUAGACAAAAAUUCCGUGCUACACGGGGGUACUAAAGCGUUGCAAGUUAAUACACCAGAAAACCUCACGGAUAUGCCUAUUCCUCCGGACAACGGUGCCCUAGCUGUUGUCACCAAGACUGGUUUCGAGACCUCCCAAGGAUCUCUUGUCCGUGUGAUGAUUUACUCUGCGGAGCGUGUUUCUGUUGGUAAUAAAGAAGCCCUGUACUUCAUUUUAUUCCUGUUGGUUUUCGCUAUCGUUGCUUCUUGGUACGUUUGGACUGAAGGUACGAGAAUGGGAAGAAUCCAGUCUAAGUUAAUUGUUGACUGUAUUCUUAUCAUUACGUCUGUAGUGCCUCCUGAGUUGCCAAUGGAACUCACAAUGGCUGUCAACAAUUCUCUGGCUGCUUUAUCCAAAUUUUAUGUUUACUGUACCGAACCUUUCAGAAUUCCACUAGCAGGAAGAAUUGAUGUUUGUUGCUUCGACAAAACUGGUACUCUGACUGGUGAAGACUUGGUUUUUGAAGGAUUAGCUGGAAUUACUGAAGAGCCAGUCAGCUCCGAUUCUCUCUUUUCUGCCAACGAGGCAUCUAUUGAUACAAUCUUGGCCGUAGGUGCUGCCCAUGCACUUGUGUUGCUUGAUGAUGGUGAAAUCGUGGGUGAUCCGAUGGAAAAGGCCACUUUGAAUGCGUUUGAGUGGAAAGUUGGUACUAAAGAUACCACUAGCAAAGAUAACAUCGGUCAAAUUGAAAUUCUUCGUCGUUUCCAAUUCUCCUCUGCUUUGAAGAGGUCGUCCUCUAUUGCCAAGCACAAAAACAAGUUCUUUGUUGCUGUCAAGGGUGCUCCCGAAACAAUUCGUGAAAGACUGACCUCGAUUCCAUCUAACUACGAUAGCAUUUACAAGCACUUUACUCGCUCAGGCUCCAGAGUUCUGGCAUUGGCCUCUAAAGAGCUCAAAAGUUUGUCUAAGAAGCAAGUUGACAACCUGGACAGGAAAGAUAUGGAGGUCGACCUUGACUUUAGAGGGUUCUUGGUCUUCCAAUGUCCUUUGAAAGAGGAUGCGGCAGAAACCAUCGAAAUGCUUAACGAAUCCUCUCAUCGCUGCGUUAUGAUCACUGGUGAUAACCCUCUUACCGCUGUUCAUGUCGCCAAGGAGGUUGGAAUUGUGGAACGCGAAUGUCUUAUUGUCGAUGAACCUACCGAUGGCUCCAAAGAUGGUCUUGUUCUGAGAAACGUGAGUGAGACUGUUAUGAUUCCUUUCAAUCCCGCGAGUGACAAGUUCGAGCACGCCGAGAUUUUCGCACGUUAUGACAUUGCUUUGACUGGACACGCCUUGAACGCAUUGAAGGAGCACAGACAAUUAAGAGAAGUGAUUCGCAAUACCUGGGUCUACGCUCGUGUCUCCCCCACUCAAAAGGAAUUCAUACUGAACACUCUUAGAGAUAUGGGAUACCAAACCUUGAUGUGUGGUGACGGUACGAACGAUGUCGGUGCCUUGAAACAAGCUCAUGUCGGUAUCGCGUUACUCAACGGUACGGAAGAAGGCUUGAAGAAGAUGAACGAUCAGCGUCGCAUCGAUACUGCCAAAAUGCUUUACGAGAAACAAUGUUCCUUUAUGGAGAAAUGGGGACAACCAACCCCUCCUGUACCCGAACCAAUUGCUCAUCUUUACCCACCAGGUCCAUCGAAUCCUAACUAUUUGAAGGCUCUUGAAAAGAAAGGCAUUACCGUUACUGAAGAGAUGAGACUUAUGGCAGCCGAAGCGGCCUCAAAACCUGUCGUGACCAAAAAAGCGGAUGCUUCUCAACAGAAGGCCAGCGAAUUGGCCGAUAUGGUUAUGGGCUCUCUUGGCGAGGCCGAUGGAGAAGAUGCCCCCGCCCUGAAAUUGGGAGAUGCCUCUUGUGCUGCCCCUUUUACCUCUAAACUUGCCAAUGUGUCAGCGGUCACCAAUAUCAUUAGACAAGGCCGUUGUGCUUUGAUCAAUACUAUUCAAAUGUACAAAAUUUUGGCUUUGAAUUGUUUGAUCAGUGCCUAUUCGUUAUCCGUCAUUUACCUUGCAGGUGUUAAGUUUGGCGACGGUCAAGCCACUGCAUCCGGUCUUUUGUUGUCAGUCUGUUUCCUCAGUAUAUCUCGUGGUAAACCAUUGCAGAAACUGUCCAAGCUUAGACCACAGCCUGGAAUUUUCAACACUUACAUUAUGGGUUCAAUCUUGGGACAGUUUGCCGUUCACAUUGUCACUUUGAUCUACAUCACUUUAGAGAUCUACAAGAUAGAACCUCGGGAACCACAGGUUGAUCUUGAAAAGAAGUUUACUCCUUCCCUAUUGAACACCGGUAUCUUUAUGAUCCAAUUAACUCAGCAAGUUUCUACCUUCGCCGUUAACUACCAAGGAGAGCCUUUCAGAGAAAGCAUCAGAAGCAACAAGGGAAUGUACUACGGUUUACUUGGGGUUGGUGGACUGGCUCUUGCUGGAGCUACCGAGUUUUCGCCGGAAUUGAACGCUGCUAUGAAAUUUGUACCUAUGGAUGAUCUUUUCAAAGCGAAGUUAACUGGAACACUUCUUGUCGACUUCUUUGGUAGUUGGGCUGUUGAGUUGGUUUUCAAGUACCUCUUUAUGGACUCCAAAGCCGCUGACAUAGCUCAGCGUGACUGA